Messenger RNA from Nomia melanderi (Alkali bee), 477 nucleotides. The record is from RefSeq and is a predicted model, not a curated record. Lineage: Eukaryota; Metazoa; Arthropoda; Insecta; Hymenoptera; Halictidae.
ACAGGAAAGACCAUUACUUUGGAAGUAGAGGCCUCUGACACCAUUGAAAAUGUGAAGGCGAAAAUUCAGGAUAAAGAAGGAAUCCCUCCAGACCAGCAGAGAUUGAUUUUUGCCGGAAAGCAACUUGAAGACGGACGUACGUUGUCCGAUUAUAACAUUCAGAAGGAAUCCACUCUUCACCUUGUACUCCGCCUCCGUGGAGGAAUGCAAAUUUUUGUUAAGACACUGACAGGAAAAACCAUUACCUUGGAAGUAGAGGCCUCUGACACCAUUGAAAAUGUGAAGGCGAAAAUUCAGGAUAAAGAAGGAAUCCCACCAGAUCAGCAAAGAUUGAUUUUUGCCGGAAAGCAGCUUGAAGACGGACGUACGUUGUCGGACUAUAAUAUUCAGAAGGAAUCCACUCUUCAUCUUGUGCUUCGCCUUCGUGGUGGAAUGCAAAUUUUUGUUAAGACUCUUACAGGAAAGACCAUUACUUUG